AUGUCAAAACUCUGUCGUUCGGAACGAUGGUUUCAUAUCCUUCUCUUUUUUUCAUUCCUGGUCUUGUUCACACAGACAACAUCAUCAACAACCUCGAAAUUGCAAGUAUUCUCACAUGAACAUUUCUCGAGUCAUCACUCCGAAUCACCUUCCUAUUCUAUUACCACGUCAGACUCCAGCGAUAUCCAAUCCUUGGAUCCAAUCCUUGACACCUUGUCAUCCGUUCAUACAUCAUCAGAAGUCUCCGUAACGAAUUCCGUUCGGUACUAUUACGAUCGUGUCAUACCUACAGUGAUACCUUUCUCUAAUCAUUUUCGUUGGUGUGGAAACUAUUCUGAACACAUGGUUCCAAAGUCCAGAAUAUUCUAUGAUUCACUAACCAUGCAAUCCAUUCCCAAUCAAUUUUCAUGCCAAAACAUAUACUUAGCUAACAGUUUUUCAAUCAUGGUAGGAGCAGCAUCAAAACUAAUGUAUGGAAGUCAUAAAAAAGAGCUCAUCUUCUCUCGACUGCAACCAAACAGAGCAGUUUCAGAUUUAUGCUCUCGAGUCCAGGAGUGGGAAGAAAAGCUCACUUUGAGUUGCGAAAAAUUGUUUUGUGAUACAAAUAGCACGAACUUGAAUCGAUAUAUAACUCUACAAACACAGAGCGCAACAAAUAUUUUAGAUUGGAUCAAUUAUUGCAGAUACUGUUCGACCAAUUGGUCUGGGCCCAGAUUUGAAUUGAAUAGUGGUAAAUGCAAAAAUCAAACUUUUGAUUUUGGGAUAAGAAAAGUACUUGAACAAUUUCCAACACAUCUCAAGUAUUGUGGAUAUUCAGAGUUUGGAAUUCCAUUGAUCACCCCAAAUAUUGGUCGAUAUUAUUCCGAUUAUUCGGGUUCAUUAGACUAUAUUUAUGUCUGCUAUUGCCCUGAAGGUGAUUACUUUGGAUUUUAUUGUUCUUUUGGAAAUCAAGACUUUAUUCUAUCGAACUCUAUGGUGUAUAUUGCUUUUACAGCUCACAUAAUAACAUUUAUUGGAGUGUUAUUGGUUGUUUGUUUACCAAAAACAGUAGUGAGUUGCAAACAGAGAAAAUUUAAAAAGUCUUUCACAAUUUCAUGUGUGACCACAAGUGAGUUAACUUCAGUAAUUGCCUACCAAGAAUUCAAUUACUUUGCAUCCGGAUUGGGGUUAGUCGCUGUACCUUUAUUUAUUGCAAUUGCAAUUUGGAUGUACAUUGUAAUUUCUCGAAUGUCAGACAUUAAUGUUCUACAAACCUCAAAUGUUCGAUUUAUUAUAUUUGCCUCGAUUUUGAGCACUUUUAUAUCUUUGACAUUCACAGUGAGUGCACUCUUGGACUCACCAGUGAGCGAUCCUACCAACGGAGUGUUUAUAUUCGUGACGCAUCUAUUGCUUGUUGCUCUUAUGCAAGGAUUAGCUUUAAUGGAGUUUGAUAAGAGUGAAUUUGGAGAUUUCUACAAGUGUUUCAAAAAAAUCAAACUUCCAAAACUUAAAAGAAAGAAUGCGUUGUCAGUCGAUGAGUCCCUGUCCGUUGAGCAACAGCACCAUGCCAUGCUAUUAAGCACCACACUUGUUGAGGAGCAGCAGAAUGAAAAGAUGACAUCCACACUUGAUGACAGUACAAUUCUCUCCAUCACCGACCACAGCAAUCCUUCCACUCACUACGUUUCUUUUUCUCGUGAUCAUGAUGAUUAA
This is a messenger RNA of Naegleria lovaniensis, 1692 nucleotides long. RefSeq lists its product as uncharacterized. The coding region runs from base 1 to 1692 and encodes 563 amino acids. NCBI's taxonomy places the organism in Eukaryota, Heterolobosea, Eutetramitea, Acrasida, Naegleriidae. The transcript has 4 exons. The record is from RefSeq and is a predicted model, not a curated record.